Messenger RNA from Spea bombifrons (plains spadefoot toad), 3626 nucleotides. RefSeq lists its product as uncharacterized. The coding region runs from base 34 to 1866 and encodes 610 amino acids. The record is from RefSeq and is a predicted model, not a curated record. NCBI's taxonomy places the organism in Eukaryota, Metazoa, Chordata, Amphibia, Anura, Pelobatidae. The transcript has 13 exons.
AGAUUUUUAAAUUAUGCUUCAUUAUCUGACAUUAUGGAACUCACACCCGACUUUGAUGGGUUGGGAGCCAUCGAUUCCUUGUCUGCUGAACAAGUGGGAGACCUUGCCUUCAGCGGAGACGUUCUCAACAAUGAAUCAAGUGCAGGCGUCCUUGUGAAUUCUUUGGACAGACGGCCUUUCAACCAGAUGGACUCUUUCCUGACCAGUUUCGAGGCCAACGCCGAGCAGAGAGGCAUGGUGUCGGUGGCGAACACGAACAUCAGGAGUUCAAUGCUGAACGUCAUCUACGGAAAGCUUUCCAGUCAUUUCCACAGCUUCACAAUAGAGCAGUGGAGGGAUGUUUUCUUGUUUAAACUUAGAUUCUUCCUGGGAAGCAUUACCGAAAGCCAGAUUGACCUCCUCCCGGGAAACAUCGAUUGUGACGUUUUCCAAAUCAUCGUUUCUGCCCUGGACAGGCAUUACCAGGACCUGUCACCCGGUGCUCGUCAAGCCUUCUACCAGAAAGCAAAGGCAUACCUCCUAGCUAAGAAACAAGGCACUGAAUCAGCCUGUGGUGCAAAAACUUCAGGCAGCGUUGGAUGGCUCCUGGCCAACCUGGGUUCAUUCCGCGCCCUGGCCUCUUAUCAAGACAUCAUUUCACUUAAACCAGACUUUAUGUUUACGGAUGCAGUGUUGAUCCUCAAUGAAAAACAGUUGGCCUCCUAUUCGGUUGAGAGCGAUGCCUUAAGAGAUAAGGACAAAAUUGCAAAGGUGUUUACUGGAGUGAGCAACCUUGAUCUUGGGGCUUUCUUAGAUGCCUUCAACCUGGCCGCUGAAGAGAAACAGCUCACUCAGCUGCCUAGUUCCGAGGUCAGAAAGUUCUUUAUCGGAGAAGUCUUCUGCCAGCUCGGUCGACGGUUCUCCUUGUUCACAACGGCAGACUUCACCAACUGGCUUCAAGUCAAGCUUAAACUUUUCACCAGUGGACUCAACGCCAAGACCCUUGGCUUCAUACCGGUUGAUAUAUCCUGCGACUCCCUUGCUGCCAUCAUCCAAGUCUUAAGUAACGUUCAGAAUCUAGAAUUCUCAGAAGACAUUUAUACGUUCCUGCAAUCAGUUCUGGAAUCACAGCUUAAAAACUCAGGUUCCGCUUGUACCAGCGCUGAAUUGAGCGAUAGAGAGUGGCUGCUGAAAUACUUCGGAAAGUUUAGUACCUAUGCUAAGUGGAGUGAAAUUGUUGCCCUGCACCCUACUUUCCAAGGGCUAAAUACGGCUGAUCUGCUAACUGACACCCAAUUGGCCAGCGCAUCCGUCUCGACUUUCAUCAUCAGCAAUGUGACCGCCAUUAAUGAUUUGUUCCUCAGCAUUUCGGGCGACUCCGAUUUCCUCUUAAACUUCCUUGGAUCGCUGGGAGACUUUGUCCUGAAGGAUUCUUCUUUACUGGCAAAUACAAAAGUGAGAGAUGCCAUCCUAAUGAACACCGCGGAAAUUGUAUUCGUCGAUUUUAACACAUAUUCUCUGGCAAAAGUGCAAAACUGGAUGACUACAAUAAGCUUUUUACUUCCUGGAAUUAAUGCUACCAUGCUGGAUUUCAUCAGUCUGGACUUGCCCUGUGCUUAUUACCAAGUUGUCAUUCACGCUCUGGACAAGGUAUUCCCCAGUCUUACAUCAAAUAAGAAGAACGAGGUGGCCAACUUUGCCAAAAAAUACCUGGCUCACCAACAACGAGAGAAUGAUAACAUAUGCCUACCCGCAUCUGGCGAGGUCAUUGAAUGGAUCAACAACUUACUAGGUCGAUUCUGCAGAGUAUUAACAGUUAGUGACAUUCAGACGUUUUACCCAGAUUUGGAUACAGUAAGUUAUACAAGGGUCUGCGUCUUAUCAUAACGGCCUGUUGGAAUGCGGAAAAACCUACCAGAAGAUUGACUAUUUAACAUUAAUCUUUCAUAUUUUCAUAUAACACCAUUGACCCCCCCCCUAGAAAAAAAAUAAUGCUGGAGAAAUCAAGAAUUAUAAUGUACGUCACUUGAAUUGGCUAAAUAGUUGUAUACGAUUGUCCAUGGGAUGAUAUUUAACAGGUUCUGACUGGGGUUAGGUUUUACCAAAUAUUCUCACUUUCAUCAUCGUGAUUUGGGUUAAACACCUCCGCCUUUGGUUCAGUUUGGCUUGAAAACCUAGCAUGCUGAAAGCAUAAUGAAAUUGUGAAACCCUUAAUAUUCUACAGCACAUAGACCUCUGUAUCCUGAUCCUACCAAAGCUGCUGUAUGGACAGUAUGCACAAUGGCUUCAUAGUAAGAGCACAAAAACUGUGAACUUUGAACAGAAUUCAGCUUCAUUUAAAAUUUGAGUUUUUAAUCUGGCUCAUACAGUCACACUUUUACAAUCAGCAAUGCAUAUUAGGGCUUGCUGGACCUAUUAAAGGCCUCACCCUUCCUCCGUGAGAUAAAAACUCAAAAUUAACACCAAAAAAAAGACCAUCCCCGUGUCCUGUUCUUUGUAUCAACCCCUGAAAUAUAUAUUAUACUAUGGGUUCCCCUUAAUUGGGUUUUUGAGCCCGUUUUAUUUAGUUAAAGGAUAUCAUGAUUCUGUGACACUAUGAACCUGCUACAUAUAUCAUCAAUAAACCUUCCCAGUUUAGAUGAUCAUCAUAUUCUAGAUAUUCCUUUUGAUUCUUUUGACUUGAACAUUAAUGCAAUCGGGGAUGGUCUUAAAAACACACGAUUCUCUAUGAUCCUCUAUGAUCUGAUGGACCCAUUUAACAAUCUCUUCAAUGCUAUGAAGAUGUUUCUGUAUGCUGUAGAAAAUUAACGGUGACAUCUCAAUUACCUUAUGUUCUUUGACCCACUGAGCAACCAGUCGGGUGAGCCAUUUCAUCUUCAAAUUCACCUGCACAAAAAUGCAGAUUUCUCAGAUAAUCUAGAAAAAAAAAAUGGUAAACCACAUUAAGUCACAUUUCUGUGCCGGAAGAAACGUUUAGUUUGAUCAGUAGCAAUAUAUUGUCUUACUUCAUUAAGCUUUCAAUCACUAUCUGGUUUUCCCAAUCAACAACAUCUCGUUCUUAGCCUUGGGGGGGGGGUAUUUUCAAAGCGACGUUAAGGUGGAGAGACUUUUCGAGUAAAAUCCUUUACGGUUAUUCCAUGGAAAUGGUAGUUCACUAAUCAUGGAAGAAUACAAGAAUUUGCAGCUAUCUUUCCAAGCCUUUCAUUGUUUAGUAAAUAUCGACCUUUAGACUAAUUCGAGGACUUCUCCAUGCUUUUCUGAUGAACGUCCUGCGUCCUGACAUCUGAUGUUUCUGCUACCAGAACGAUUAAAAUAAAAUGUAUUUCUCCACAAACCUAACAGUCAUUUUGUCGAGAGAGAGAGAGAGAUGUCAAUUUAGUCGAUGGUGCUGGAAAUUAUUAUUGUUCAUACAUUCCCCCUCAUGUUCUUCAAACGUUAACAUUUCAGCCAUUCAUUCUAUGUAUACCCACAUGAUAGGAAUUAUGUAACAUUUAAUACAUAUUUUUACUUGAUUUUCCUGAAUGUAACUUAAAAAAGGCUUUCUGUACGGCUGUUUGCUAACCUGUAUGCCCUGUUACAAACUGCUACUGCACCCGAGAUUUUUACCUUAUCUGUAAAGCUGUCUAACUUCUUACAAUAAAUGCUCA